AUGAACAGAUCUCUCAUAGAUUUGUCAGACUAUGAAGAAUAUGAUGAGACCAUUGUUUCUGAAGUCAUCUUGAAGUUCUAUUUGUUCUAUGUUCCUUUUUGUGUGAUCGUUGGCUUAUUUGGUAAUGGAAUGGUAUGGAUUCUCAUAAAAAACAACAGAAAUCUCUCAAAACUUCCAACUAACAUUUACUUGCUUAAUCUGGCUUUCGUUUCAUCAUUCUUCCUCGUUUUCCUGUUGUUUUUCUGGAUCGAAGAUGCUUUUGAAAUCAAUAUUUUCAAAAGUACCACUUUUUCUUGUAAAAUUAACACGUUCUUCGCCCACGUCAGUGAUUUUGUUUCUGUUUGGUUGAUCGUCCUUGUUGGUUCUGAGCGUCUUAUUCUUCUACAAUGGAAAACUCGAAGUUUAACCAAAGAACGAGCCAGAUCUCAUAUCAUCAUCCUUCUCAUAAUCGCCAUGCUCUUUAAUUCGUGGAUACUGGCUGUCGCGGAUCUUAAACCUGGAACAGAGUUUUGCGAUAUAAACUCUAAUUACGGUUACAUCUACGACAUCAUGACCAUCUUCGAAAUGGUUUUUUGUAUUGGUCUACCUAGUCUUAUAAUAAUUAUUUCCAACUGUAUCGUGGUUAUCAAACUCAAUCGUCACCUCAAGAAAUAUCCUUCUUCGCCAGCUGUCUCUUUUAAUACUUCCGAUGUAGUCAUGGCUUCUAACACUAUAGGAAGUAGUUCAAAAAUAAGAUCAUCCCUCGAAUCCCAAUCGAUGGUUCGGCAAGCUCCAAAACGAAGCUUGAGAUAUGCUGAUAUCCAAUUAACUCGAAGCUUACUGAUUGUCACUUGGUUUUUCAUCAUUCUAAAUUUGCCAAAUUAUAUAUAUCGGAUAGCCACCAGUUCAUUCGGAUUACCUCAUGAGGAUGCUUCAGCGAGAUUCAUUUCCAUAUUCGUUCAUUUACUUUUAUAUUCACAUCAUGCAUUCGUAUUCUAUUUUUAUAUUUUUUAUUCGCCACAAAUGAAGCGGAGGUUAAAACCAACAGCAAUGAAGCUCUUGGAAUGUUAUUGUUUCAAAGCUCCAGGUGAAUUUGCUAGUGAUAAUCGGUAA
Messenger RNA from Auanema sp. JU1783, 1092 nucleotides. The record is from the annotation of a GenBank genome assembly. Lineage: Eukaryota; Metazoa; Nematoda; Chromadorea; Rhabditida; Rhabditidae.